Molecule: messenger RNA, 2238 nt
Organism: Centrocercus urophasianus (Greater sage-grouse)
Lineage: Eukaryota; Metazoa; Chordata; Aves; Galliformes; Phasianidae
Gene: CDKL2
Product: cyclin dependent kinase like 2
Exons: 14
Coding region: 268-1881 (537 amino acids)
Biological process (GO): protein phosphorylation
Cellular component (GO): nucleus
Molecular function (GO): ATP binding; cyclin-dependent protein serine/threonine kinase activity
Source: RefSeq, a predicted model, not a curated record
CUCAGCAGGUUUAUUCACUUUCUUCCACACAAAUGCUGGGAGUUUCAGGAACAAACACACAGGAUGUAGCACACUAGGCUCGGACAGACUGAUGAAGAGUUAAGAUGUUUGGCACCACCCACGUCAAGAGAAGCUUUUUCGAAGCACCAAAGCGGAAGAUGUGAAUCUGAGCCCUCACCAUUGCUUUGAGGACAUUAAACAGCCAGAUGAAAAGCAGAGAAGAAUUGUUUCCUACCUUUGCUUCAAGAAGAGCUCCUCCAGCAGGUGAUGGAGAAGUACCAGGUCCUGGGCCUCAUCGGGGAGGGCAGCUACGGGGUGGUGAGCAGGUGCAGGAAUAAGGAGAACGGGCAGGUGGUGGCUGUCAAAAAGUUCCUGGAGAGCGAGGACAACGCGGCAGUGAGGAAGAUCGCCGUGCGGGAGAUCAAACUGCUGAAGCAACUCAGGCAUGAGAAUCUUGUGAGCCUGCUGGAAGUGUAUAAAAAGAAGAAACGGUGGUAUCUGGUGUUUGAAUUUGUGGAUCACACAGUGCUUGAUGAUCUUGAGGCAUUUCCAAAUGGACUAGACUACAGCAGGGUUCGGAAAUACUUAUUUCAGAUUUUGAGAGGAAUAGCAUUUUGUCACAGCCAUAAUAUAAUACAUCGGGAUAUUAAGCCAGAGAACAUACUGGUCUCCCAGUCAGGAGUGGUAAAACUCUGUGAUUUUGGUUUUGCUCGCACAUUGGCAGCUUCUGGGGAAGCUUACACAGACUAUGUGGCAACUCGAUGGUACAGAGCUCCAGAGCUGCUGGUGGGAGACACGAAAUACGGCAGGGCUGUGGAUGUGUGGGCUGUUGGCUGUCUGGUAACAGAAAUGCUCACAGGAGAGCCCCUGUUCCCUGGAGAUUCAGACAUUGACCAGCUCUACCACAUCACCAAAUGCCUGGGUAAUUUAAUUCCAAGACACCAAGAGUUAUUCUGUAAAAAUCCCCUUUUUGCUGGCAUGAGGUUGCCUGAAGUGAAAGAGGCUGAAUCUCUGGACAGAAGAUAUCCUAAGCUCUCUGCUUCAGUACUAGAUUUAGCCAAGAAGUGUUUGCAGAUUGACCCAGACAAAAGACCAUUCUGUGCUGAACUCUUGCAGAGCGAUUUCUUUAACAAGGAUGGAUUUGCUGAAAGUAGAUUUGCUCAGGAGCUUAAAUUAAGAACUCACAAAGAAACCAGGGACCAUCAGUCACAAAAAAAAUCAAAAGUCAGCAGAAGGGAUAAAGAUGAUGCUGUGGAAGAAAGGAAGAUGGUUGGUGUACAGGAUUUCAGCACUGACCCAAAGAGCAGAGAUGCGAAGGUGUUCAAAGUGAAGUGUUCUAAAGCUGAUGGAGAGAAAGGAGAGCGAUCUUCUGACCUGAGCUCCCUCUAUGACAGUGCAAUCAACCCAUUCAAAAUAUGCUCUCAAGCCAACCUGAAAGAUUCCAGUAGCAACUUGGGCUAUAUCAAGAAUGCAGGCAUCGUUAUUCCUCCCAUUAACCGGAAUGUUUCUCCCACUGUGUCUGCAGUGAUGCCUGUGCCUAGGAACUGUAACUACAGAGUUGAUGAAAGGAGUAAGAAUUAUUUGAAACCAUUUUUAAAGCAAAUGAAGCAUUCUCCAGCAGGCCAUUACAGUGUAAGCUUGACUUCGGUCUCUAAUGAAAAGAACAUCCUUCAGGCCAGUAAGAAGAAACGGGAAUUCUCUAAGACAGAUGUGCAUUUGCCAGAGCUAAAUCAUCUCCCUGAACUGAAAGGAGUGGAAGGAUGGCAUCCCAGAUAUCUCAAAAAGGAAAAUAAAACAGUUUCAGAGUCCCGAGUCCCCUCUCUUGCUGCUAUUGACCUUCAUAACACAAGUCUGGCCUCACAGCAGGUAACAAAGCAAUAAAAUAGUUUGUGCUGUUCUGCGUCUCUGUUGUUCAGGACUCUGAACAGCAUGAUCCACAAGAUUUUUGCUUGGCUCUUAACAGAAGCAAAACUUGCCUUGGUUUCUCAGCUGUCUGAGCAGCCAAAAAUUGGAAGAAAGGGUUGAGAUGAUUCUUGUGAAGGCUCCCUGCCCCCCGACAUCAUACAGAUUAGGAAACUAAUGGUAUCCCUGACGUUUGGGAUGGAGAUCUCUGGGGUGAUCUUGAUGACAGUGAGUGAGAAGAUGAUCCUUUGUUCCUCACUUGGGUAAAGAACUUUCCUGACAUCCAACCUAAAUCUUCGCUCCCUCAACUUAAAACCUGUUUCCCCUUGUCCUGCC